Molecule: messenger RNA, 1791 nt
Organism: Penaeus vannamei (Pacific white shrimp)
Lineage: Eukaryota; Metazoa; Arthropoda; Malacostraca; Decapoda; Penaeidae
Source: RefSeq, a predicted model, not a curated record
UGAAAGAGAGGGAGAGAUCAGUAUCGAAAUUCUAUAUAUUUACAACUGCAAGAAUCCAAAGCAUUUCAAGGGAUGAACACAUUGCAGAGGAAGUACAGUGGUGGAUGAAGCUGGUCCUGGCUGUGGAGGUCAUUUUCCUUGUCAUAGGUCUCGUGUGGCUGGGGAACGGCAUACUCUUUCAAGUACGCAGGAAGCGGACUCAAAAGAGAGAGUUCAACAGGCAACAGCGACCAACCGGUGAUAACAAAGUACAAGAGACCAAACACUUAUAAAGAGGGUCACGAAACCAUUGUGUACGCUAAGACUUCAGCUGAAAUAGUAGUAAUAUAUAACUGCAACUUGUCAGACUAGUUACAACAGUAUGUAAAAGAGCCAGUGAAGCAGUCCUGCUGUCUGCACAAAUCCUGUUCACCUUACUCAUGCUUCCACUUCGCAUCCCGCUAGCUGGACCACCAUGCACCUUACCUCAAAGACUUGGGAAGUGGUCGCUUUGAGAGCCUGAUGGAGUGGAAAGCCAGAGUCAGUGCAAGGAAGAAUGCCGAGUGCUUCGUCUGAGCGGCGCGAGGGUUCCUUACGGCGACGGCCCCCUCUCCGUGUGGUGGUGGCCGGUCAGGCCCUCGCAGAAGCUGUGGGUCUCGGGGCCGGAGAUGGACAGAUGGGUCACUGCGGAAGCGCCUCAUCGCUGGUACGAGCUCGCCAUGGAGACGGAAUGUAUGCUACAGGGUACUGUUUGACAGCUCCUUCACUUUUGCCGGAGAUUCUGUGCGGUAAAAGGGACUUCCUCUACAUCUAUUGCGAACAGCCAACCUUCUUCGCAUUCGACUGCGCGCAAUAUCCGUGUGCAACACCUUGUCUAAACAACUCAAUGGGCGAGUGCAAGGAGGCGUCAGCGUCAACAGAGUGCUCCAUUCAACGCCUAAACGGGGUGUAUGUGCCCCUGGACAAAGCUGCCACCAGCGUGUUUUGGUGGCCUGGAUCUGCCAAUAAACUUGGCAUGGAGGGGGGGACUAUUGACAAAUACCACGAUGUAGAUUCGGUGAGAAAACAGUGGCACCAAAUCAUCAUCACAAGCCAUGAAGCCGUUCUUCAGUGUGGCAUCACCAGCGAAAGUCUCAACUUGUCUCUCCACUGCCCUGAAGACCUAGGCGACGACUACAACGAAUACGAGCACUUCAUGAGCAGGAUGUUCGUGGGAAGUUACCGAGGACACGAAAUGACGUCAUCUUAUUGGGCCCUUGGGUGUGACGUCACUCCUUCCUGGUGUCCAGACAGUGCAGAGUGUGCAAUUCCAGCAACGAAAGAGAAAAAGGAAGUACAGUGGUGGAUGAAGCUGGUCCUGGCUGUGGAGGUCAUUUUCCUUGUCAUAGGUCUCGUGUGGCUGGGGAACGGCAUACUCUUUCAAGUACGCAGGAAGCGGACUCAAAAGAGAGAGUUCAACAGGCAACAGCGACCAACCGGUGAUAACAAAGUACAAGAGACCAAACACUUAUAAAGAGGGUCACGAAACCAUUGUGUACGCUAAAACUUCAGCUGAAAUAGUAGUAAUAGCACUCGUGGUGACAAUGGUAGCAGCAAAACUGCAACUUGUCAGACUAGUUACAACAGUAUGUAAAAGGUACAUGAUUUUACUCAAAACAAAUGUAGUGUGGUCUCCUCCUCGUUCCUAAUGGUUUACAAAGACCUUAAGCCCUUGUAUUGAAGAGGAAGGAAGAGGCUUUCAACUUCUGACCAUUUUCCUUCAGACACUUAUGUUCUUGAUCGCUAAAUGAAUAAAACUUCUGGCAGUUAAAC